AUGCUUCAACACAAUUUAGGAAACAAAUAGACAGGAUUAGAUUCUUAGAAUGAUAAUAUAGAAUAAGGAACAUUUGAAGUAAGAUUCAUCUCAUCAAUAUAUGUAUAUAGCACUGAAAAUAUUGUAGCAAUGGAUGUAGAAUAUGGAGGAGGCAGGACAGUACCUAGAAUAGCAGUUGUUAACUUCAACGAGGAAUGUGUAUACUACUCUGAUUUCUGUUUGAGAUAUGAGGACUGGGUAGAAACAAAAAUCACUGAGGACAUUGAACAUUCUCGAAAGUAAGAUUAGAGAGAGAAGAAAAUAUACUUCUCUGAUAAAAAGAAAGAUAGCUAAGAAGAUGCAAUAACUACAAUUCUAAAAUCCCAAGAUAAGAUAGACGAGGCAGCUGCUGAAGUUGAAGAGGAUAAUGAAGAUGAUGAGGAAUGUGGACAGUCGGAAGGAGAUGAGAUGGAAAUGAACGAAGAGGAUUUGGAUGAUGAGGAAUUAAAAGAUAUGGAUGUUUUGAGUGAUGACGAAGAUUAAAUAGAAGAGGAGAUUUUUAGACAACACAAGGAAUUUGAUGAGAAAAUGAUUGAUGAUGACUUUAAAGACUCUGAGGAGUAAUUAAAGAAAGAUUUGAUUGAGCAAGAAUUAGGUGAUAUUAAAAAGAAUUAGAAGGAUAGUCCUUAUAAGUCUGAUUCUGAGUAAAAAAUAAAGAAGUUUUUAGAUGCUGAUGAAAGCAAGCCAAAAAAUACAGCCUAAUCUAGACCAUUCAUGUCAUAAAAAGCCCAGAUAUCAUCAUAAUCUUAAAGUAAGUAUAAGAGAAAGAGUAGGCUCCAGAUGAUGGAAGAGUAAUUAGAUAAGUAAAGACAUAGGGAUGAGUAUCUUUUCAACUAAAAUAAAAACCCUAUGAAGUAGAGAUAGAAUAUAAAUUUCAAUCAUAACGAGGAUAAUAUAAACGGAGUGUUUGAGUUGAAUCCAGAUGAACUUAUGAGUGAAACAGAAUAGCACUCUCAGGAUGAUAAGGAUACUGAUAAUAGCAGUGAAAAUGACAAUGUAAAAGAUCAUGACUAGCAGCAUAUUCCAAAUGUGAUAAGGUACUCAACUAACACUGAGGAUUUGAUAGAGGAUCAUACAGGUGUAAAAAGAAAGCCAUUCAAACUAAUGCACAGAGAGCUCAAAGAAAUCCUGAAGGGAAAGAUAGUUAUAAUGCAUAACCUUAACAAGGAUUUUUCAUACUUAAGACUCACUAGACAUGAUUGCCUGAGAACUGUGGACACAUCGCUGCUUAAAAUGUUCUAAAGAAAGAAUUUGAAGAGGAAACUUAGAGAUUUGGUCUUGGAAUUCUUAGAUGAAAAAAUUCAAAAGACAAUAAAUCACAGUCCUGUAUUUACAAGAGAACUAAAUAUCUAUCCAGUUCGAAUGAUGUACAACUGCCUUUAUGGAAGCAAAGAAGCAAGAUUUAAAGAUCCUCCCGACAUUAAAAACAUUGAUGAUGUGAUGGGACCCAACACUGAAGUAUUCAAAGUUAACAACGAUACACCUGGAGAUCCAAAUGAAUCUCAAUAUGUUGCUCUAGCUUAUAAUUGGGUAGUGAAUGAGGCAGAUGAAAGAGAGAUCAUUAGAGUAUCAGUCAUCAAUGAAAAAGGGCACACUCUAUUCGACUCAAUUGUAUAACCUACCAGACUAAUUAAAUAUGUGCCAUUGUUCAACCUUUACCUCUAUGAUCCCUCAUUUGGAAUUCCUUUGAAAUAUCUCGUAGAGAUGCUUAAUGUAGUCUUAGAUAAAAAGAUAGUAGUGGGUUACCAACUAAACAAGCUAUUCAAGGGUCUAAGCUUGUCAAAUGUCUAUACUGUUAGAGACAUAGUUGUGAAUGAUACAAUAGGGAUAAACUCUUCUUAUAAUUUGGCUAAGACAUUCUUUGAUUUUAGCAUGGAUAAGUUUUUCAGGUCCACUAUUACUGAAGCGAGACUAUACUUGUCACUCUACAAGUGCUUUUAAAAUGAAAUCGAUGAUUACUAUUUAAAGUAUUCUAUCGCUGAAGAUAUGGAACAGUUUUUAUAAUAGGAUGAAGACUAUGUAGGACCACAAGUUGAUUUAUAGGUUGAAGAAGAGCUAGAAGGCUUUAGAGAUUAAAUAUUUGAAAAUGAGAUAGAAAGCAGCAAUUAUUAAUUGGAUGAAGGUCAACCUCAAAUUGGAAUUUGA
Molecule: messenger RNA, 2184 nt
Organism: Stylonychia lemnae
Lineage: Eukaryota; Ciliophora; Spirotrichea; Sporadotrichida; Oxytrichidae
Source: the annotation of a GenBank genome assembly